ACCGAGAGCAUGUACUGUCUGUACAUCACUUAGUCACUGCAUUCAUGUCUCUCACUCAAACACUACCUACGCAUCUCGUCGGCCAUUCUUAUCGACAGCUACCGCACUGAGCUCCUUCAUGACAAUCAGUCCAUCCAUCCAUCCAUCAGACGAUUUGUCGGUUGGCGUCCAGCUGGGCGAGCACCUUGGACAGGUGGUGCAUGGGCAGGCCCAUGACGUUGAAGUAGCACCCCUCUAUCGACUCCACAAACAUGCCACCCUGACAACAACACGCAAUACACACACACACACACACACACGACACCAGCCACACAACACACAUAAAGACCCUCACGCACACGCGGUUAUGUGGGCUACCAGUCCCUGUAUGCCGUAUCCGCCGGCCUUGUCCAUUGGCUCCCCGCUCGCCACGUAAGAAUCGAUCUCACUCCGACUCAGCGGCGCAAACUUCACCUGCACAAAUAAGAGAGGGGAACCCAAUUCCAAUCCACACCGCUCGUGUGUUCUUCGCCUACGUGAGCACCUUUGUGGAUUCAACGAAAUGUGCAACAGGCUCAGCGGGCCCGGCUCGCCUCGUGAAAAUCGCCACCCCGGUGUGCACAGCGUGGCACCGCCCACUCAUCCGCGACAGCAUCGACACCGCAUCGUCAUGAUUUGCGGGCUUCUCGAGAAUCACGCCGUCGAGGUCGACAAUGGUGUCUGCACCGAUGACCACAUCAGCGGCAGGAGGGCAUGUCGAUGACUCGUCAUCACCGCCCGCUCCCAGGGCGCCGCGGGCCACCUCGGCGGCCUUAUGAGCCGCAUUGGCCGCUGCAUAGCUUUGUGGCGACGAGAAGGCGCCGUGGUCGAGGUCCUCAGCGAAUGUUGAGGGGUACACGGUGACGUCCAGACCCAUCAAACCGCAGAUCUCUCUGCACACAGAGAGGGAAACAAGCACAGCACAUGCAUGGACGGAGAGCGCACGGGACGCGUGUGUAGGUAGGUACUUUCUUCUGGGGCUCUUGCUGGCGAGGAUGACGCGCAGGCAGUCGCCAGCAGAUGGGUAAAAGCAAGAGCCCAAGAUGCUGGUGGAGGUCGCGGAGAGAGAGCUGCUGCGGGACUCCCUGCACGCACAACGCACAGCACAUCAUUCAUGAUGCAGCCAGUGCGCCAGCCAGAUGCCUGUAUCUUCUCUCACACCCGUUCGUUUUGUCCAUCGUCGAGGCGCUGAAGAACUGUCUUCUUCUCAGCGACAGCCUGAGGGUGCUGCUGCUGCUGCUGAAGGCCUCGCAGCGCAGUGCCAGGCAGCUGAGCGCCAAGAGGUUCAGCAGAGCGGCUGAUGGUGAGACUGACGCACCAUGACCAAAACGCAUCAGCUCUUCAUGCCCUUCUUGAGAUGCGCUGUGGAUGCACCACUCACCGCGCCGCCUGCCGCAGAUCCACCUC
Molecule: messenger RNA, 1425 nt
Organism: Vitrella brassicaformis
Lineage: Eukaryota; Vitrellaceae
Source: the annotation of a GenBank genome assembly